This is a messenger RNA of Magnolia sinica, 1436 nucleotides long. Its product is annotated as CBS domain-containing protein CBSX5-like. NCBI's taxonomy places the organism in Eukaryota, Viridiplantae, Streptophyta, Magnoliopsida, Magnoliales, Magnoliaceae. The coding region runs from base 211 to 1377 and encodes 388 amino acids. The record is from RefSeq and is a predicted model, not a curated record. The transcript has 2 exons.
UCUUCCCCAACCCUUUCAAGACGCGAGCGCUCUCUACCUCUUGAUCUCUCAAUCUCUCGAGAUUUCCAGAGUUUCUCGCUCGUUUCUACGAUUUUUUAGGGCUCUCUCUCUUAUUUCCUGCGAUCUUUUUAGAUCGUUCUAUCUCAUUUUCUGCAACCUUUCUAGGUUUUUCUGCUCUCUUAAGAGAUUUUUUAGGGUUUCUGUGAGUGUAUGGCAGUGAGCUUACCAUCGAAUGAGGUAUCGGACCUCUGCCUCGGCAAACCGGCGUUGAAAUCGCUGUCGAUCUCCGCUACCGUCGGCGACGCUUUGUCGGCCCUCAAGCGAUGCAGCGAGAUCUGCCUCAGCGUCUGGAGCUGUGACCAUAGAUCGGCCGAUAAGAAGAAGAUCGGCGACUGUCGCUGUGUCGGGAAGGUUUGCAUGGUCGACGUUAUCUGCUACCUUUGCCGGGAAGAGAAUCUAACAGAUCCGGCAUCCGCGCUCAAAUCGCCGGUCUCGGUGCUGCUACCCAAGGCUCCGGGUAUCGUUCGGCACGUCGAGCCCCAUCUCAGCUUGUUAGAUGCUCUCGAUCUCAUUCUGGACGGUGCUCAGAACCUGAUUGUUCCGAUUGAGACAUACUACAAUGGAAGGAAGAAGCUCCUGAAAAAUCAAUCCAUCUUGGGCACUUCCCAUUCCAACGGCCGUGAAUUCUGCUGGUUGACCCAAGAAGACUUCGUCCGCUUCCUCCUCAACUCCAUCGGCCUCUUCUCCCCUCUCCCCGCCUUGUCCAUCGACUCCCUCAACAUCAUCCGCACCGACGUCCUUGCCGUCCCGUAUCACGACCCUGCUGCCUUGUCUGUUGAUGCCAUCGCCCUCGCUCUCUCCCAACAGACCUCUGUUGCCGUAGUCACCUCCGACGGCAAGAUAAUUGGAGAGAUCUCUCCUUUCACACUUGCCGCCUGCGACGAGACCAUCGCAGCUGCCAUUGCCACCCUCUCGGCUGGCGAUCUAAUGGCAUACAUUGACUGUGGUGGCCCGCCGGAGGACCUCAUCCGGACUGUGAAAGCAAGGUUAGCAGAGAGGGACAUGGAAGGGAUGCUGGAGCUUUUGAAUGAAUUUUCUUCAUCUUCAUCUUCCUCUUCCUCUGAUGAGGAGUCAUCUUUUGCAUCAUCACCGUCCACGGUCAGGUACCGACCGGGGAGCUACUCUGCGCGUAUGGUGCGGCGGGCAGAGGCGAUUGUCUGCCAUCCAGGUAGCUCGCUGGUGGCCGUCAUGAUCCAGGCGCUGGCCCACCGGGUGAAUUACGUGUGGGUCAUCGAAGAUGACUACAGCUUGGUCGGAAUUGUCACAUUUUCCGACGUGCUGAACGUUUUCCGGGAACAUUUGCAGCCGUUUCAGUAGUAGUGUGAGGAAGAGAAACCCCAGAACAAUGCAUUCUUAUCGAGUUUGCAAUUUUCUUU